Molecule: messenger RNA, 2458 nt
Organism: Punica granatum (pomegranate)
Lineage: Eukaryota; Viridiplantae; Streptophyta; Magnoliopsida; Myrtales; Lythraceae
Source: RefSeq, a predicted model, not a curated record
CAGCAAUGGCGGGCUAACGAACACUCGCCACGUGAUUCAUCUUUUUCUAUCUCUCCUCCCUACAUGGCAGGGGGUAGCUCGAGCUCGAGCUCCCAUGACUAUCUGUGUCCUCUUCCUAUAUAAAGCCCUCCUCAAUCCCUCCAAAUAUCCAGAGCAAAUUUCUUCUGCCCCCAACCAACCGCGCAUUUCCUCCCUCCUUGGCCAGAGGAGAGUUGAUCCCGAUUCCCGUAUUCAGAUCUUGCUGAUCCGAAAUCAUGGCCUCCGGACAACUCUUCUCGCGCACCACUCAGGCCCUGUUCUACAACUACAAGCAGCUUCCGAUUCAGCGGAUGCUUGACUUUGACUUCCUUUGCGGUAGAGAAACCCCAUCUGUUGCCGGCAUAAUCAAUCCCGGAGCUGAGGGAUUCCAGAAACUCUUCUUCGGUCAAGAGGAAAUUGCUAUCCCAGUACAUUCCACCAUUGAGGCAGCGUGCAAUGCCCAUCCAACUGCUGAUGUUUUCAUCAACUUUGCAUCAUUUAGAAGUUCUGCUGCCUCAUCCAUGGCUGCACUCAAGCAACCAACCAUUCGAGUCGUUGCUAUAAUUGCUGAGGGCGUUCCAGAGUCGGACGCCAAACAGCUGAUUUCUUAUGCUCGUGCGAACAAUAAAGUUGUCAUCGGCCCAGCUACUGUUGGAGGAAUUCAAGCUGGCGCCUUCAAGAUUGGAGACACUGCUGGAACAAUCGACAACAUCAUUCAGUGCAAGCUAUACAGACCUGGAUCUGUUGGUUUUGUCUCUAAGUCGGGGGGCAUGUCUAAUGAAUUGUACAACACAAUUGCCCGCGUUACUGAUGGAAUCUAUGAAGGUAUUGCUAUUGGAGGAGAUGUGUUCCCUGGUUCCACUCUCUCUGACCACAUUUUGAGGUUCAACAACAUCCCACAGGUUAAGAUGAUGGUUGUUCUUGGGGAACUAGGUGGACGAGAUGAGUACUCCCUAGUCGAAGCCCUAAAGCAGGGGAAAGUGAACAAACCAGUAGUGGCUUGGGUUAGCGGAACUUGUGCUCGCCUCUUCAAAUCAGAAGUACAAUUUGGUCAUGCUGGGGCAAAGAGUGGUGGAGAGCUGGAGUCGGCCCAAGCAAAGAAUCAAGCACUAAGGGAUGCCGGAGCCACUGUCCCAACUUCAUAUGAAGCCUUCGAAGCUGCAAUUAAGGAGACAUUCGACAAGCUGGUUGAAGAAGGGAAGAUCCCCCCAGUGAAGGAAGUUACACCCCCACAGAUCCCUGAGGACCUUAGCACUGCAAUUAAGAGUGGGAAAGUUCGGGCUCCAACUCACAUUAUCUCAACAAUCUCUGACGAUAGAGGUGAAGAGCCUCGCUAUGCCGGUGUUCCAAUGUCUUCUAUCAUUGAACAGGGCUAUGGCGUGGGUGAUGUUAUCUCUCUCUUGUGGUUCAAACGCAGUCUUCCCAGAUACUGCACUCAGUUUAUUGAGAUAUGCAUCAUGUUGUGUGCUGACCACGGUCCAUGUGUCUCUGGGGCCCACAACACCAUUGUCACCGCAAGAGCUGGAAAAGAUCUUGUGUCGAGCCUUGUGUCGGGUCUGUUAACAAUUGGUCCCCGUUUUGGUGGAGCCAUUGAUGAUGCUGCCCGAUACUUCAAGGAUGCUUGUGACAGGAGUCUUACACCAUAUGAAUUCGUCGAAAGCAUGAAAAAGAAGGGCAUUCGCGUACCUGGGAUUGGGCACAGGAUCAAGAGCAGAGACAACAGAGAUAAGAGAGUCGAGCUCCUGCAGAAGUUUGCUCAUACUCACUUCCCUUCAGUGAAAUACAUGGAAUAUGCAGUCCAAGUCGAGAAUUACACCCUCUCAAAGGCGAACAACUUGGUCCUCAACGUGGACGGAGCUAUCGGGUCCCUCUUCUUGGAUCUCCUUGCUGGUAGCGGAAUGUUCACGAAGCAAGAGAUCGAUGAGAUUGUUGAGAUUGGCUACCUCAAUGGGCUCUUUGUGCUGGCCCGCUCCAUUGGUUUGAUUGGGCAUACCUUCGAUCAGAAGAGAUUGAAGCAGCCUCUGUACCGCCACCCGUGGGAGGACGUCCUCUACACCAAGUGAUGUGAUUUACACAAAGGCGACGAUCGUUCUACAUCCGGCAAGCAAAUCCUUUUUCCCGUCCUCGGAGUCCUUGCACCUGAAAUUCACUGCUAUUUUAUUUGGUUUGUAGGAUAGUCUCUUAGGCUGCCAAUGGGCAGAUUGUGGGAGUACCUUGAUUUGUAUGCUGCUGUUAAAAGGGUCUAUUGAGGAACAAUUUCUCAAAAUCAUUGAUUUAAAAAGUCGUAAUUUCUACAUUUUAUGUUUUUUUUUAAUUAAAUGAAAUAAGCAAACAUGUAUGUAGAAAGGGACUGGAGUUGCAUCCUUUUGUAAGAAUCUUAUCCAGUUGUACUGUAAUUCCAUAAUUAAGAAUAUUCUCAAUUUGGGUUUGCGUUCAAAAA